Molecule: messenger RNA, 5093 nt
Organism: Arachis ipaensis
Lineage: Eukaryota; Viridiplantae; Streptophyta; Magnoliopsida; Fabales; Fabaceae
Source: RefSeq, a predicted model, not a curated record
CAAAGAACGUUGUUACUUUAUUAUUUGUGCUCUGCAAACUGAAAACACGAGAUUCCAUUUGCUUGAGAAAACCCAGAGACCUGAAUACUUUAUAUUGAUCUAGCUACAACAACUUCUCUCAACCCCUUUCAUUCUUUUCUCAGCAUCUGCUGCGCUUGAUUUUGAAUCAUGACUUCAAAACUUGAAGGCGGAGCUUAUCUCUCUUCUUUUGUUGAUGUUAUUUCAAAGAAACUAUCUUCAAUACUUGAAGAUGACUCUGUCCUGGAAGGAAAUGACUCUGCCCUGGAGUUGCUUGAAAGGUUGGAUGAAAUUCUGUGUGAUGUUGAACCUGUGCUUGAUGAUGCUGAGCUGAAGCAGUUCCGUAACGAUAGAGUGAAGAAGUGGCUUGUAGAUCUCCAAGAUGCUCUCUAUGUGGCUGAUGACUUUCUCGAUGAACUCUCCACUAAAGCUGCCACUGCUACUCCAAGGGAUCCAGGUAACUCUUAUGACUGGUCUCGCCCUGUUGAUUCAAUUAUUGAAGAUAGUGGUGUCAAUGUCAUUGAAAAAAUAGUUGCCAAACUGGAGUCUGUUGUACGACGAAAAGGUAAACUUGGACUGGAAAGGGGUGCCAAGUUGGACACAUCAUGGAGAAUUCCAUCCACAUCUCUCGUUGUUAGUUCUGACGUAUUUGGUCGGGACGAAGACAAGGAGAACAUAAUCAAAUUGCUGUUAGAUGAUAGUACCUGCGAUGCUGAAUCACUUGUGACUGUGAUUCCCAUUGUGGGUAUGGGCGGAAUAGGAAAAACUACUUUGGCUCAACUGGUUUACAAUGAUCCCAAAGUUGUGGAAAAUUUUGGCACUAGAGCAUGGGUGUGUGUUGCUGAAAAUCCUGACCUUGUCAAUGUUACAAGGACAAUAUUAGGGGCAAUAGAUUCAUCUCCUUGUAACAUGGAUAAUUUUGAUUUGCUUCAGACUAAUUUGAAGGAAAAGUUAAUAGGAAAGACUUUUUUACUUGUUUUAGAUGAUGUUUGGGACGAUCGACGAGACAUGUGGGAGGAUUUUCUAAAACCUUUUCACUAUGGGAAUAAUGGGAGUAAGAUUCUCCUAACAACCCGUAACGAAAAUGUUGCUUCUGUGUUCGCACCUAUCAAUCUACAUUAUGGACUAAGUUUACUGUCAAAUGAAGAUUGUUGGUCGGUGUUUUUGAAGCAUUCAACUAUUUCUACUAAUUCUAAACACUAUGCAACUGUUGAACCCAUUGGUAGAAAAAUUGUUGAAAAGUGCAAGGGGUUACCUUUGGCUGUGAAGACACUUGGAGGCUUAUUGCGCAACAAGGAUAAUAAAGAGGAUUGGGAGAAUAUACUUGAAUGUAAAAUCUGGGAACUCUCUGAGGAUGGUUGUAAGAUUAUUCCUGCGUUAAGAGUCAGUUAUCAUUACCUCCCAUCGUCUUUAAAGCGAUGUUUUGUUUAUUGCUCUUUAUAUCCCGAGGAUUAUGAAUUUGACAAAGACGAAUUAGUCUUAUUGUGGAUGGCUGAAGAUCUUUUACAACCAAAGGAAAACAACACAUCAAAAAAGAUUGGUUGUGCAUAUUUUGAUGAAUUAGUUGCAAGGUCAUUUUUUCAACCUUCUAAUACUAAGAGAGGGUUAUUUGUAAUGCAUGAUCUCAUGCAUGAACUAGCAACAUUUUUUGCUAGAAAAUUCUAUUUCAAACUCGAGGUAUCUGAGAAUCUACACAUGGUAGAUAGCAAAAUUCGACAUUUGUCCCUUUUUUCAAAUUAUGAGGAUACCAUCACACUAUUUGGAGAGGCCUGCAAGAGAGCAGUACACUUGAGAACAGCUUUAGAUUUUUCUUCAUAUCGUCCAUCAAUUGAUGUUGAAAGCAAUCCUUUGCUCUUACAACAAUUUAGAGUUUUCUCAUUUCGUGUAAAGUCAGUACCUGAUUCAAUUGGCGAAUUGAUUCAUUUACGUUAUUUAAAUCUCUCUGGCACAUGUAUUGUUACAUUGCCAGAGUCAAUAUGUAAAUUAUACAAUCUCCAAACUUUGAAGUUGCGGGGUUGUGUUGAGUUAGAGAUGCUUCCCAGCCGCAUGCAAGAUCUAGUGAACCUUUGCCACCUUGAUAUUCGAGGUGCUUCUCGUCUGAAAGAGAUACCCAAGGGAAUGAACAAGUUAAAGCAUCUACACUUCUUAAGUGAUUAUAUCGUCGGCGAGCAAGAGAAUGGGAUGCGAGAAUUGGGAACAAUGGACAAUCUCCAUGGCUCAUUUUGCAUUUCCAAAUUGGAGAACGUCAAGAAUAGUGGUGAAGCUUUGGAGGCAAAGAUGGGUAACAAGAAGCACAUCAACACUCUAGAAUUGAAUUGGCUUCCAGAUGGUGACAUUGAUGAUGUUGAAACCGAAAGAGAUAUUCUUGACAAGUUACAACCUCAUGAAAACUUGAAAGAGUUAUCAAUUAAUGGUUAUCCGGGUGAAAGAUUCCCAGAUUGGUUAGGCCUUUCUUGCUACUCCAAUAUGACCGAAUUGAGUCUGGAUAGUUGUAUGAAUUGUUGUGAGCUUCCUUCACUGGGACAGUUACCCUCUUUACAGCAUCUGAAGAUUUCUAAACUUGAUGGGUUGGAGAAAAUUGAUUUAGAGUUUUACAACAAAAACGAUGGAUCAUUUCGGCAGGAAACACCCUUCAAAUCUCUUGAAACUCUGAAAUUUCACAAAAUGUAUAGUUGGGAGGAGUGGCAUUUUCCUGAUGGGUUUGAUGGUUUUCCUAAACUUAGAAGCCUUUCAAUGAGAUACUGUCUCAAGUUAAGAGGAAGUCUGCCAGCUCACCUUCCGGCUCUGGAGGAACUUGCCAUUGUUGAAUGUUCAAAGCUUGUAUGUUCGCUGCCGAGGGCUCCCAAGCUUAUAUGGCACCACACACGUUAGACAUUUCAGAAACCCAGCUGGCGCAACGUGUUGGAGUGGGUCCCCCACCUGCAAUCGCUACAUCUUUAAUUGUUGGUCGCUGAUAUCAAUUUCAGCAGAUUAUUUGCCGGCUUCACUAACGGAGAUACGUGUACGGGGGUGUGAUUCACUGUCGUCGUCUCAAUUGGGGGUCAAGAAAUUCACAAUUAUUGAAUGCGGAAGCAUGGAAUGUGUUGUGGUGCCACAGGCUCUUCCAGGUCUCCGUUAUAUAUGGAUCUCAGCCUGCUGCAGUUUAGUAUCCUUGCCGGCACUAGGGUUGGCUUGGCUGCGCCCCCACCUGGAGGAGCUGCAUAUACGCGAUUGCCAAGAAAUCGAUUGUUUUGCUGACGAGUGCCUCCCCGAGAGUUUGAAAACUCUUAAAGUCAAGCAAUGCAAGAAACUAGCGAGGUGGAUAACAUCAAAGGGUUUGCAGAGUCAAGGCCGCCUUACCCGUCUUUAUCUUUGUGGGUUUGAUGUAAAGUCGUUCCCAAGACAGGGUUGCCUCCCUGCUUCUCUCGAGUCUUUAAGAAAGUGAAUUAGAAUUCUAAUCAUUUAUACAUCAUUUAAUGUGCAAUGAGAGCAGUCAACGGCAUACAGCAUACUGUUGGAUCAGGUCUUCCAGAUUUGCACUCAUGGAAUUCUCUCUUGUGUUACUCAUCUGACUUUUAUCAUUCGGUGAGGUGGGUGGUUAUGCAAAAACUGAAUGGAGGAUUGAAGAGUCAACAUUAAUACAAGGAUGAGGCAAGGUGAGAAUGGGAUUGCAAUGAAGUUCAGUAUCUUGUUAUGUAGUAUAUUCUUAGGAAAUUGAGUACUUCCUGGCUACAAACCUCAGUAUGAUAAAAACUCAUCAUGAUCCGCGAAAACACAGAAGGAGAGUACAGUGGGCUUGAACAUCAGGUUGUGAGAGGUGUAGUAGAAAGUCUCAAAAUCAAUAUACGCCAAGCAAGUUUAAGGGUCGAUGAGUAUGCUUUUCACUAUGCCAAAAAACAUGGAAGAGGGUAUCUGCUAUUCACAAGGCCAACAUUAUGCAGAAGACUGAAGGUCUUUUCCUCAAGGUGCUGUCGUGAGGUUGCGGUGAAGUAUCUUGAUAUAAAAGUAUGAGGAAGUUGUCAUUGACAAUUGCUGCAUGAUGCUUGUGAAGAUUCCGGCUCUUUUUGAUGUACUAGUGAUGCCAAACCUUUAUGGUGACAAUAUUAGUGACCUUUGAGCUGGCUUGGUUGGGGGUUUGGGCUUGCACCAAGGUAAAACAGGUCGAUCAGCAAAAGCUAGAAGUUACAGUCUUAUCAUCUCACACCAUUCCGUCAUUCUGAUUCAUACAUGUUUCAGCUGCAACAUUGGUGAGGGAGGUAUUGCACUAGCUGAGGCUGUAUAUGGUUCAGCACCUGAUAUUGCUGGAAAGAAUUUGGCAAAUCCAACUGCUUUACUGCUGAGUGGUGUUCAAUGUUGCGCCAUUUGAAUCUCCAUGACAAAGCUGACCUAAUUCAAAAUGCCAUCCUCAACACAAUUGCAGAAGGGAAGUACCAAACUGCUGAUCUUGGAGGCAAAGCAAAGACAACCGAGUUCACCAAUGCAAUCAUUGACCAUCUCUAAAUUCUGCUCGAGUAGGCAAGGAAUUGCUGCUAAUUUUGUUUUCUGUUAAUUUCCUAUUUAUCUUUUGCCCAGCUUUUUUCGAGGAGUAGGAAUACCUCAGCAUAAUGGAAAAACUCAUCUAAGGUUGUGACCUUAUAAUCACCAGGCAUGGGCAAGCCUUAAAAUAUUCUUUGGCCUUGAGAGUUGAGAGGGUUGGAGUCUCUUACACAGUUACACUUCUAAAAUGCACUUUGUCUGAUAACCCUCCUUAGUCCAUUUUGGUAUUCCUUGUCAAUAAUAUAGUUAAAUAAAUGAAGUACCAUUAGUUUGUUUUUAUAUUUGUUUUGUCUUUUUCUCCCUCUAAUUGCUCCCUUUAUUUUAAUCUGUAUUUGCACAACCACCAAUAUAUUGGUGACUAAGACUUUGUUUAUUUGGAGUGAAGUAGAAGGGAAAUAGAGGAGAGGGGAAAGAAGUUGCAAAUUUUGAUGCCUAAUUUUGUAAAGAAAAUUUUCCAAUUUAUCUUCCUCCUCUAUUUCUCUUCAAUCAAACAAAGCCUAAGUGUACAUGUCAAUAUCUUUUAGUUUUUUGAAAUAUUUCUUAUUAUAUUUGUCCUUGUG